Messenger RNA from Pararge aegeria (speckled wood butterfly), 2143 nucleotides. RefSeq names its product spermidine synthase (gene SpdS). Gene Ontology annotation, molecular function: spermidine synthase activity. The coding region runs from base 249 to 1115 and encodes 288 amino acids. Gene Ontology annotation, cellular component: cytosol. The transcript has 4 exons. Lineage: Eukaryota; Metazoa; Arthropoda; Insecta; Lepidoptera; Nymphalidae. The record is from RefSeq and is a predicted model, not a curated record. Gene Ontology annotation, biological process: spermidine biosynthetic process.
UGUAAUUCGUGUCACGCAAAUGCUUCAGUAUUUACUACUUUAUUCAAUCUCUGAUUAGAUUUUAAUUAAACUGAUAGUGAUUCUUAAUUUGUUGCAAUUGAUUAUCUUGAAUUACAAGAUUACUAGACAAAUAUUGUAUAUUGUUCAAACAGUUCGACAGAGAUUGGCAUUUGUUUGGGACCGAUCAUCAACCUAAGGAGUGCUCUUGAACUCUGAUCUUGAACAAACUUUACGUGCUCAAAUAAAAUAUGGAUACAAUAAAGAAGAACUGGUACUCUGAGUCCUGUGAACUUUGGCCAGGGAGUACAUUCUCAUUUGAAGUAAAGGAGGUUCUUCAUGAUGAGAGGUCUCUGUACCAGCACAUCCAGGUGUUUGACACCAUCAGCCUUGGUAAAGUGCUCGUGCUUGAUGGCAUUAUACAAUGCACAGAGAAAGAUGAGUUCUCCUAUCAGGAGAUGAUAUCUUUCCUACCGCUAUGCUGUCACCCGAACCCUGAGAAGGUGCUAAUAGUAGGAGGUGGGGAUGGAGGUGUGGCAAGAGAUGUGGCCAAACAUCCACAAGUUAAGGAAAUUGUACAGGUGGAAAUCGAUGCAAUGGUCAUUGAAGUAUCAAAAAAGUACCUCAAAUUUAUGUCCGUCGGCUUCGAUAACAAAAAAAUGACCCUCCACGUAGGCGACGGGUUCGAGUUCAUGAAAAACCACAGUCACGAAUUUGACGUCAUAAUUACCGAUAGCAGCGACCCCGUCGGCCCAGCGGUCAACCUAUUCCAGGAGAACUAUUUUUCAUUGAUGAAAAGUGCAUUAAAACCGAACGGUAUAGUGUGCUCUCAAGCGGGAACGUAUUGGGAUAGUAUGGAAUUAGUCAAGAAUACCCUAAAGAUUUGCAAGAAUCAGUUUCCAGUCGCCGCGUACGCCACCACCUCGGUACCUACAUACCCGUGCGGUCAAAUCGGUUUCGUAAUCGGCUCUUUGGAUGGAAACGCUAACCUUCUUAACCCGGUACGGGAAUUUUCGCUUGAACAGCUGAAGAAUAUGGACUUAAAGUACUAUAACUCAGAUGUCCAUAAAGCAUCGUUUUCUUUACCAUCGUUUGUUAGGUAUGAAAUUGAGCCGUAAAGUUUUUAUAUUAUGCUCUAGACAGAUGAACAGCAUUUAAGCUGUGAACCAACUGCAAAUUGCAGUUGAUAUAAUGGCUGUUCAUGAAUAGCGUUCACAUUGAUUUCACAAAUGGUCAUUUCUUGAUCAGUUUUGGUUGAUACAGUGUUAGAUAAAGGAACAUCCGCUUACAAACGUCAGAGUUAAAUGGAAUUGUGUUUCUUGUUUCCUGGCUGAUCGACACAUUCAAAUUUUGCAGUUGAUUUGCAGACAAAUAGCAGUCUGUCUGUAAAGACCCUAUAUGAAAUAUGUUUUAUUUUUUUUAUGUAAAUGUGCAUUUAUUAUACAUUCCGAUUAUAUCUUAUUAGACGUAAUUUUAAAAUAUCGGGUUAUAAAAUUCCUAUAAUGGUGAUAACUUGAAUAUUACGUGAUACCACGCAAAGCUAUUUGCUGCGUACUCUUUGCGGUCCACUAGACUACAAGUGGCAAUGAGUCUCAGACGCUUAUCGUCACUUAAAUAAGUACGGAAUAAGAUGAAAAAAAACUAACUGCCGAUCUUUAAACGAAUAGUUACAAUAAGAAAUGGGGUCAUGGCGCCGUCAUUUUGAUUUUUUUUAAUUAUAGUCAGUACGCAGUAUCACUUGGCAUGAUGUAAAGAGUUCUAAUAAUACCUCAUAAAUGAUAAAUAUACAGGCAUUUAGAAGUUAUCGUGCAAUAAAGACACUUCCUUACGUAGGUAUAUAAUAUGAAGAAUGUGUGUGUGCGGGGUUGUCUGUCAGCUCUUCGUGCUUCGUUUUUAUCAAAAAUAAGACUCUUACACUUGAUAUAUUUAAUUACAAUAAAUCGCUGUGUAAUCACACUUAGCUGUUAACAUACGUUGCUCUGAUGCUAGCAGAUUAGAAUCGGCAAACUAUCUGAAUGCGAUCUGUUGAUAUUGUUUUCUUUUGUAUUCAAGCAAUAUAAUUACUCAAAGUCAAAGUCAAAUAUUUCUUUAUUCAAAUAGGCACAUAGAUGGCACUUUUGAUUGCGUACAUUACAUGUAAAAUAUG